Messenger RNA from Xiphias gladius (swordfish), 4784 nucleotides. Its product is annotated as zinc finger protein 420-like. NCBI's taxonomy places the organism in Eukaryota, Metazoa, Chordata, Actinopteri, Istiophoriformes, Xiphiidae. The transcript has 7 exons. Gene Ontology annotation, cellular component: nucleus. Gene Ontology annotation, biological process: regulation of transcription by RNA polymerase II. The record is from RefSeq and is a predicted model, not a curated record. Gene Ontology annotation, molecular function: RNA polymerase II cis-regulatory region sequence-specific DNA binding; DNA-binding transcription factor activity, RNA polymerase II-specific.
UAGGUACGGGCCGACUUUCCCAGCACACGCGACACCGUUCAUUCACCGUCCGUUGGCAACGCCGGAUGUUUCUGUUGCUGCUGUAAACACAAGUGAUUCAGAAGUUCAGCCGAGCGCCAUCCACUGCCCAACGGCUUUAUCAGUCCUCCAACAUCCUCACUACGAUGCAAACCCGCCCCCAACAAACCAGACCGACCAGGCGACGACGGACGGAGUCGAGCCCUCAACGGACCACGAUCCCGUAAACCAAGACGACCCGCGUCUCACGGCCGAUGUACUCCACGAUUCGAAACCCUGAGACCGAUAUACAGAGGAUCUAAGACCCCAAACGACGACGUGGGGCAAGAUUCGCGUACGUUAGAAACACGGGGUCUGCGUUUUAAAUGAACUGUGCUCUUUAAAAAUACCAUAAUUCUUCAGUGCAGUCAUUGGGUGUCUGGUCUAUGGUACCGAGGGAGCCAGAAACAACUGAGGAUCAUAAAUCACGCAGACUGUUCCGUGUCGCACCGACGCUCCUGGGGACGGCGCCUUUUCUCAGAUUUCACCUACACCUGAAAUCUGGGCGCCGGCAUCAGUUUGGGGCUCCGAGACUUUGGGGCGGGGGGGUCGGAGCAGGUCUGUCAGAGUCUGUAACCGAUCGUUGGGCGGACACUCUCCAACCACCUGGUUUUGUGUUACUAGUGGUUGUUAUCGUCCCUGUUUUCCGAUCGUGGUUCCUCCUCAACCACGAGUGGUGCGUGUCACUGAGCGUAUUUAGCACGUUCCCUGCAUUUCCUUCAAAAGUUGUAAAGAAAGAAAAAGACAGAGCAGGAAGAAAAGAGAAGCUUCUGACUUUCUCCACCUGUCACCGGUCACCUGAGCCUCGGUCUGCUCGCGCUCACAUCGUCGGAUUCUCCGACAGCGGACACCUUAGCAACAGUAACCAAGGGGGGCGGGGCUCGGCGAGGGCUCCGCUCAUCUCAGACGAGCUUCCGGUUACCGCGAGACGGCGCGGAGAUCGCGAGAACACAAAGUGGCGGCAGUUCGUCAUUCAGAGAGGACAUGCGGGAUUUCAUCGACGACGACCACUGCAAGACCGCGAUGAAUGAGGGGAACCGGGACCCGGGUUUCACCGACGAAGACCACUAUAGUAGCGGGAUAAAGGAGGAGAACCACGACCCGGAUUUCUUCGACGAAAACCACUACAAGAUCGUGAUUAAGGAGGAGAACCAGCACCCCGAUUUCAUCGACCAGGACCACCGCAAGACCGCGAUGGAGGAGGAGAAGCAGGACACGGAUUUCUUAGAUCAGGACCACUAUAAGACCGCGAUAAAGGAGGAGAACCAGGACAACUACAAGAGCGAGAUGAAGGAGGAGAACCAGGACCCGGAUUUCAUCGACCAAGACAAGCGCGAUGCCGCGAUGGAGGAGGAGAAGCAGGACCAGGAUUUCUUAGACCAAGACCAUUACAUGAGCGGGAUUAAGGAGGAGAACCAGGAAAACUACAAGAUCGUAAUUAAGGAGGAGAACCAGGACCCGGAUUUCAUAGACCAGGACCACUACAAGAGCGCGAUUAAGGAGGAGAACCAGGACCCGGCCCCCCGGAGCAACGAGCCCGCCGGGCCCACCGGUCUACAGAAACAGAGACGCACAAAGGUUCAUCAGAGAGUUCCAACUAAAGAGAAGCCGCAUAGCUGUGACCAAUGUGGGCAUACUUUCACAACUUCAAGUAAUUUAAAAACCCACCAGCGCACGCACACUGGAGAGAAACCAUACAGCUGCGAUCAAUGUGGGACUUGUUUCACCACAGCAGGUGCACUAAAAACCCACCAACACAUUCACACUGGAGAGAGACCGUACAGCUGUGAUCAGUGUGGAGCAGCUUUUAGCAAGUCAUGUUACUUAAAAACCCACCAACGCAUUCACACUGGAGAGAAACCGUACAGCUGUGAUGAGUGUGGAGCCGCUUUUAGUACAUCAGGUUACCUAAAAAUCCACCAGCGUAUUCACACUGGAGAAAAACCAUACAGCUGUGACCAAUGUGGGGCUUGUUUCACCACAUCGGGUAAUCUAAAAAUCCAUAAACGCAUUCACACUGGAGAGAAACCGUACAGCUGUGACCAAUGUGGAGCUAAAAACCCCUAAAACAAACACACAGAGAAAAGUAAGAGAAACCUACAGGAUAGCCAGCACACACAGUUCAGUAGGUUAUAUGACCUCAAAUCCCACCAACGCAUCCACACUGGGGAGAAACCAUACACCUGUGACCAAUGUGGGAAGGCUUUUGUGAGUUCAUCUAACUUACAAACCCACCGGCGCAUUCACACUGGAGAGAAACCGUACAGCUGUGACCAAUGUGGAGCAGGUUUCUCACAGUCAGGGGGUCUAAAAAACCAUCAACGUAUUCACACCGGAGAGAAACCUUACAAUGUGGUGCUUUCAAGUCAAGCUCCUGUACCUGAGCUGCGUCGGCCACAGGAGUCACAGCGCCCUCUGGUGGACAAACCUUGCAACGGCGACACCGGAGCCUGGUCCCGCAGACUUGGAUCGGUCCUGUCACACCUGUUGGAAAACGCCUCUAGUGGCUCGUUGGCACAGUCGGGGGGGGCGGGGCGGGGCUCGGCGGGGGCUCCGCUCGUCUCAGACGAGCUUCCGGUUACCGCGAGACAGCGCGGAGAUCGCGAGAACACAAAGUGGCGGCAACAAACAGAACCCGUCAGUCGUAGGGAUCUGCUGGACUUGAUCGACCGGGACCACUACAGGACCAGGAUGAAGGAGGAGAACCAGGACCCGGAUUUCACCGAUCACGACCACUACAAGACCCCGAUAAAGGAGGAGAACCAGGACCCGGAUUUCAUAGACCGGGAUGACUGCAAGACCGCGAAAAAGGGGGAGAACCAGGACCCGGGUUUUAUAGACCAGGACCACUACAAGACCGCGAUAAAGGAGGAGAACCAGGACCCGGAUUUCAUAGACCAGGACCACUGCAAGACCUCGAUAAAGGAGGAGAACCAGGACCCGGAUUUCAUAGACCGGGAUGACUGCAAGACCGCGAUAAAGGGGGAGAACCAGGACCCGGGUUUUAUAGACCAGGACCACAACAAGAUCGCGAUAAAGGAGGAGAACCAGGACCCGGAUUUCAUCGACCAGGACCAGCAGGAGAGCGGUACGACGGAGGAGAGCCAGGACCCGGCCCCCCGGAGCAACGAGCCCGCCGGGCCCACCGGUCUACAGAAACAGAGACGCACAAAGAUUCAUCAAAGAGUUCACACUAAAGAGAAGCUGCAUACCUGUGACCAAUGUGGGCAUAGUUUUACGAGUUCAAGUGGAUUAAAAACCCACCAACGCGUUCACACCGGAGAAAAACCAUACAACUGUGACCAAUGUGGAGCACUUUUCUCACAGUUAGGGAAUCUGAAAAUUCACCAACGCCGUCACGCUGGAGAGAAACCUCACAGCUGUGACCAAUGUGCAAAAGGUUUUGUGACUUUAGAUAAAUUACAAAUCCACCGACGCAGUCACACUGGAGAGAAACCGUACAGCUGUGAUCGAUGUGGAAAAGCUUUCUCCCAGUCAGGGAGUCUGAAAAACCACCAGUGUGUUCACACUAAUCCAGUGCGGAAACAGAGACGAGCAAAGAUUCAUCAGAGAGUUCAAACUAUAGAGAAGCCGCAUAGCUGUGACCAAUGUGGGCAUACUUUUACGACUUCAACAAAUUUACAAAUCCACCAACACAUUCACAUGGGAGAGAAACCAUACAUCUGUGAGCAAUGUGGAAAAGCUUUUAAGACUUCAAGCAGUUUAAAAACCCACCAACACCGUCACAAUGGAGAGAAACCGUACAGCUGUGACCAAUGUGGGCAUGCUUUUACGACUUUAAAGAAUCUAAAAAUCCACCAACACAUUCACACUGGAGAGAAACCAUACAGCUGUGAGCAAUGUGGAAAAGCCUUUACGACUUCAAGUAGUUUAAGCAUCCACCAACGUGUUCACACUGGAGAGAAACCAUACAGCUGUGACAGAUGUGGGAAAGCUUUUUCUCGGGCAUAUCGCUUAAGAAGACAUCAACAUAUUCAUACUGGAGAGAAACCACACAGUUGUGACCAGUGUGGGAAAUCUUUCAUUGAAUUCAGUUCUCUAAAAACUCAUCAACUUGUUCACACUGGAGAGAAACCGUACAGCUGUGGUCAAUGUGGAAAAGCUUUUACGGCUUUAAGUAGUUUAAAGAUCCACCAGCGUAUUCACACUGGAGAGAGACCGUCCAGCUGUGAUCAGUGAGAAGCAGUUUUUAGCAGGUCAUGUUACCUAAAAUUCCACCAACGUAUUCACACUGGACAAAAAACAUACAGCUGUGAUGAAUGUGGGAACGCUUUUGAGACUUUAGGUCAAUUACAAACCCAUUAUGCUGUCACAACAGAAAGAAAGAAAAACUGUGACCGUUGUGGUUGAGGUUUGGUCAGCUGCUUUAUCCUGCCUUCAGUCUUUUAUGCUAAAUGUCUCCUGACUCACUGAGAUUAAUAUAAAUCUUUAUAAUUUACUUUUGGACAGAAAGCAAAACAUUUCACUGAAUAUUUUAUAACUCUUCUAAGAAAGACAUAUGGGUAUAUAGUUCUGUAACAUAAUAAAAUGCAUUUAUUAAAAUUUUAACAGGAGUAAAAAGGGAAAUGGUUGAGUUGGCCAAAAGGUGAAAUUUUUUUUAUUUUCAAUAUUUUUUCCUGCAAAAAUAAAAUGAUUAAAUCAUAUUUUCUGACCUCACGUGCGAGACAUUUGAACAAUAAUUAGUUAUAUCCCCAGUGGGAAUCAAA